UCCGACCCGGGCUCAGAUGCUCGGCUGCUCCGCCUAGUCAUUGUCCCCGCAGGUCUCUUCUCUGCGGCCCAAAGUUACGAGUGCCUCUGCUUUUUCCAGGCGUCUGGCGUCCAUCUGCCCUUGGCGAUCCAUCGAGCAGCAUGGACGGCUGCGUAGGAGAGGAGUCCUUUCAGCUGUGGGAGCUCAACCGGCGCCUGGAGGCCUACCUGGCCCGAGUCAAGGCGCUGGAGGAGCAGAACGCGCAGCUGAGCGCGGAGCUAGGGGGCCUCCGGUCACAGUCCGGCGACACUUCCUGGCGGGCCGGAGCGGACGGCAAGCUGGCUGCCUUGCGCGCCCUGGUGGACCAGCGCUGGCGGGAGAAGCAUGCGGCUGAGGUGCAGCGCGACAGCCUGGCGGACGAGUUGGAAGGUGUGGCGGGCCGGUGCCAGCAGCUGCGGAUGGCCCGGGAACGCUCGGUCGAGGAGGCUGCGCGCAGCCGGCGCGCGGUGGAGGCCGAGCAGCGGGCCCGGGACUGGCUGAGCGCUCAAGCGGCAGAUCUGGAGCGCGAGCUAGAGGCGCUGCGCGCGGCGCACGAGGAAGAGCGCGCCAGUCUGCACGCGCAGGUAGCUUGCACACCCCGCCGCCCUGCGCCACCCCGCGGACCCCCCGCGCCAGCCCCGGAGGUGGAGGAGCUGGCCCGACGGCUGGGCGAGGCGUGGCGCGGUGCAGUGCGCGGCUACCAGGAGCGCGUGGCGCACCUGGAGUCGUCGCUGGGCCAGGCCCGAGAGAGGCUGGGACGCGCGAUGCAGGGCGCCCGGGAAGGACGCCUGGAGCUGCAGCAGCUCCGCGCCGAGCGCGGCGGCCUCCAGGAGCGCAGGGCAGCGUUGGAGCAGAGGCUGGAGGACCGCUGGCAAGAGCGGCUGCGAGCCACCGAAAAGUUCCAGCUGGCCGUGGAGGCUCUGGAGCAGGAGAAGCAGGGCCUGCAGAACCAGAUCGCCCAAGUCCUGGAGGGCCGGCAGCAGCUGGCACACCUCAAGAUGUCUCUCAGCCUGGAGGUGGCCACAUACAGGACCCUCCUAGAGGCUGAGAACUCCCGGCUGCAGACACCUGGUGGCAGUCCCAAGACUUUUCUCAGCUUCCAGGACCCCAAGCUGGAGCUGCAUUUCCCUGUGAUCCCAGAGGGUCAGCAUCUGGGACCUGUCCUCAGCCCAACUUCCUUCCGCUCCCCCUUGCCUAACAUGCUCCAGAUACCUGUGCCAGCCUUUCUGAAGAGCCAGGAAUUCCUCCAGGCCCGUACCCCCACCUUAGCCAGCACCCCUAUUCCACCCACACCUCAGGCUGCCUGUCCUGCCGCAAUUGCAGAGGCCAGAGCCCAGGAUGACCCUUGCUCCCUGCUACCACCGCAGAGUGGAAGGCAGCAGGCUCCAGAGCCACUGUGGGCUGAAGCCCAGGAAGCAACCACUGCUGGCAUCCUUCCAGGACCGGAGGAACCUGGUAGCAAGCAGCAAGAGGCCAGUCCAGGCCAGUCCCCUGAAGACCAGGCUUCCUUGACCCAACUCCUCAGCCCUGACCAGCCCAGUGUAGAGGCAAAAGACAGAGAACUGAGGUGGUCCAGAACAUCUAGCGUAUCCCAGGAGGAAGGUAAGGAGCAGAUGCGGGGACUGGUAGAGAAAGAAACAACCAUAGAGGUCCAAGUAGUGAGCAGCUUGCAACAGCAAACAUGGCAAGAAGGAGAAGACCUGGACAUGAAGGAAAUCCAGGACUCCCAGGGGCCUCUGGAAAAAGAAACCCUGAAGGUUCUGGGAGAGGAGAUUCAACAGCCACUGAUGCCUCUGGAGAAUCAAAGCCAUGAGGCCCAAGAGAAAGAAGAUCAGGAAUUUCUGAAGUCUUUAGAAGAUGAGAACCUAGAAACACUAAGUCUAGAAAAAGAAAAUCAAGAAGUAAGGUCUUUCGAAGAAAAAGACAUGGAUGCAGAGAGACCUCUAGAAAAGGAAAUCACUGAAUUACCUGAGUCUACAGGAAAAGAGAAUUCACAGAGAUUGCAAUCCUUGGAAAAGGAACACCAAGAUAGUCUAGAGACUGUUUUAUUUCCAGGAAAGGGAAAUCAAGAACUAGUGAGAUCUCUAAAAGAGGAGAACUUAGAAGAGGCACUGAGAAUGUGUGAAAAGGAGACCCAAAAGCCACUGAGCUCUCAAGAAGUAGAGGACCAGGAGAUGUGGAAAUCUCUACCAGAUGAGAAUCAGGAGUCCCUGAAGUAUCUUGAAGAUGAGACCUCUAAAGACAAUCAAGAGCCACUGACCUUUUUAGAAGAGAAUGGAAAGACUGUGAAACCUUUAGAAAAAGAGAAACAGGAGUUACUGAAGUCUCUAGAGGAAGAGGAUAAGAAAUUUGUGAGAACUCUAGAAAAAGAGGAUCAGGAGUCUCUAAGGUCUCUGGAAACAGCAGACCAAGGGAAUGUGGGAGCUCUAGAAAAAGAGAAUCAGGAGUCCCUGAGGUCUCUAGAAGAGGAAGAAGAGAAGGCUAUGAGACCUUCAGAAAAAGAGAGUCUGGAACAGCUGAAGUAUGUAGAAGAAGAUGAGAAUACUGUGAGACCUCUAGAAAAAGAGAAGCAGGAACCACUGGGAUCUCUAGAAGACCAGAAGACCAUGAGACCGCUAGAAAAAGAAAAUGAGGAGCGAUUGUGGAGUCUAGAAGAGGGCCAGAAGAAUGUGAGGCCUCUAGAAAAAGAGAAGCAGGAACCAUGGAAGUCUCUGGAAGAACAGGAUCAAAAGAUCAUGAGGCCUCUAGAAAAAGGUGAUCAGGAGCUGCUGAACUCUCUAGAAGAAGACCAAGAGACACUGCAAACUCUUGAAAAAGAGACUCAGCAGUCACUGAGAGCUCCAGGGGAAGAAGGCCAAAUGACAAUGAGACUGCUAGAAAAGAUGAAUCCAGAGCCACUGAAAUCUCUUGGAAAUGAACAGGAGACAGUUCGAUCUCUUGAAAAAGAGGAUCAGGAGUUAUUCAAGUCCCUGAAAGGUGAGAGUACAGAGGCAGUAAGAUCUUCAGACAUACAAAACCUAGAGUCACUGAAGUCUGCAGAAGAAGACCUAGAAAUGCUAAAGUCUCCGGAAGCUGAAGAGUCAUUGCAGUCUCUAGAAAAAAGGAAUAGGGAGACAGUGAAACCUUUAGAAAAGGAAAUGCAAGAAACACUGGGGUCUGUGGAAGAAAAUCAAGAGAUGCUAAGCCCUCAAGAGAAAGAGAAACAAGAAAGACUGAGACCUGUAGGUGAGUGGAACUUACAGAACUUGAGGUCUCCAGAGGAGGCAGGGAAGGAAGUUCACAAAGAUCUGGAAACGGAAGGGAGCCUGCUGAAUGGGGAGAAUCAAGAGUUACUGAGGUCUCUGAAAGACACACAGGAAUUACCUCUGUCUGAAAAUCAGCAGAUAUGGGAGGAUAUAGCCAUGGAGGAUCAAGAUCUGGCUCAGGAAGCCCCAUCUAGCAGGGAGGAGGUGGGAGAUGAGGGUGAGGCAGAGCUGGGCCUGAGGGAGCAGGAUGGGAAUUCAGCAGCAGAGGCCUGGAGCAUCGGUACCCCUGAGCCCAAAGAGCAAAGGGACUCAGCUGAGGGAGCCAAUAGGUAUGGAAAUGCUGAGGGCCCCCAGGACCUUCAAGGGCCACCAGAGGAAGUGGGGGCCCCAGGCCUCGGAGCUUCCCAGGAAAUGGCAGAGGUGGCAGAGCCCCGGCAGGAAGAUGAGGAUGAAGGCCCAGAGAGUGGCCAAGGUUCUCUAGGGGUCACCUGGGAGUCAGAGACAGUCAAGAGCCUGUCUGCUGCAGGAGCUGAGCUGGGUCUGGAACAGGGGGUAGGAGAGCUGGAGGACCAGAAGGAUCUGGCACACUCUGCCCUCCAGGAGACAGGGCAGUCACCCCCAGUGGAGGACAAUUUGGAGGCAGAGAGCGCUCAGGGCUUGGAAGGGUCUGGGCAGGAUCACAUGGAGUCAGCACUCUCUGACCCGCCCAGCAGGAGCAUGAACCUUGGGGAGCCUCCCAAGGGCUGGGAGGAGCUAGAGCCUGAAGCUAGUGUGGGAACGGAGGAGGUGUCCCCCAGUGAUGCCCCUCAGCCCAGGCCCUUGGGAUCAGAGGAUGCCCAAGAUGCACAACCAGUGCUGGGGCCCACUGAACCUCAUGCACCCACCCUAAUUGUGGAAGAGUCCUCUGGGACCCAGCUCCAGAAUGAGGCGGGCCAGGAGGCUGGCUGGGGGCUCAAAGGGAGGACUGAAGUCUUGGGAAAGGUAGAGGGUGAGCAGGAGGAGCUUGGUCCUGAGGAGAUUUCUGAGGACCUCCAGGAGGAGGAAGAGGAGAGCAGAGCAGAAAGUGAGGCGGAUGAGCUUGGGGAAACCUUGCCUGACUCCACUCCCCUGAGCCUGUACCUCAGGUCGCCCUCAUCCCCUGGGUGGGACAUGGCAGGAGAAGAGAGACCCUCCCCUCAGGGGGAGGCCAGGAAAGAGGGCUGUGAUCCUGCUGUCCCUGGCCCACCCUCAGAAGAGGAGGAUGGGGAGGACGAUCGUGGUCAGGACUCUGACUUAUCGGAUGAAUUUGAAGAUCUAGAGACAGAGGCUUCUCUUCCUGGGCGCCCCAAGAAUGUGGUAGAACCUCUAGGCCAAGUGGCUCAACUGCUGGAGCCUGCAGUCUGGGAUCGGGAUGGGGAGUCUGAUGGGUUUGCAGAUGAAGAGAGUGGGGAAGAGGCAGAGGAGGAGGGGGAGGAGGGGCAGGAGCCAGGGGCUUUGCAGUGGGGGCCAGGGUCCUCUGUGGGAAGCCUGCAGACCCUGAGUAGCUCUCAGAGAGAGGCACUCCUGGCACCUGAACCCCUGGGCAUCAAUGUUCCCUGGAAUGACAGCUUGCAGGGGGCUAUGGUUGAUGUCCCUGUGACUGCCCCAGAGAUCGAAUCCCAGGAUAGUGCUGAGCCUUCUGGCUCAGAGGAGUCUGACUCUGCUCCCUGGGAGGAGGAUCAAGUCCCUGGUCCUUUGGAGACUGUGGAGGACACAGGCCCAGGGGAUAACCACAGUAUCAAUGGGGAUCCAAACUUGGAAGAAAAGUCAGAGAACACAAGUGGGAGGGCAAUGAAUGGGCUAGAGCAGUCCAGGGGAGAGGGGCAUGGAACCCCAGAGCCCCCCAAUGGGGAUCAAGGGGCCUCCUCACAGGUGGAGGAAGGGGUUGCCCUGAAGACGCCUUGGGCAGGGGCUCCUGUGCACCUAGGCCCAAGCCAGUUCCUAAAGUUCAAUCUGAGGGAAGGAGAUGGAGACUCCUGGUCCUCUGGGGAAGACUAGAGCAAGCUCCUAGACACAGGAUCUGGGGGAGCUGUCCCCAGAACACCCCCUUCCAGAGUUGACACCCUUAACUUGUGAUCUCUUGACCCAUGGUUUCAUCUGAGAGGGAGAAGCUUGGCUGGCUAAGGAGGAAUGGCAUGUGGCAAAAGAGCUAUUCUAAGAUUGGAGGUUCUAGGAACAAAACCUUGGACUCUGCCUGAGGGCAGCAUGCUUCCGUCAACCCAGAGGCUAAUGCAAUGGAACCCCUGUAGUACCAGGCUCCCUUUCCUCUACUCUCCAUCACUGGGAAAAGUCUAGGCAGUGUUCUCUCUGCUGGGGGAGGGUCCACCCUUGGGGAGGUCUGGCCUGUGGCUAAUGGAGGUGAAGGGUGUACCCCGUGUCCUGACCCCCUUGUCUUAGCCAUGUAGUGGCCUUGUCUGGCUCAUCCAUGCUUGAAUAAAUUCAUGCCUCUGCCUACAGAA
This is a messenger RNA of Cavia porcellus (domestic guinea pig), 5740 nucleotides long. It is a transcript of the gene Nes, whose product is annotated as nestin. The transcript is spliced from 4 exons. Gene Ontology annotation, molecular function: CCR5 chemokine receptor binding; intermediate filament binding. NCBI's taxonomy places the organism in Eukaryota, Metazoa, Chordata, Mammalia, Rodentia, Caviidae. The record is from RefSeq and is a predicted model, not a curated record. Bases 141 to 5279 code for a protein of 1712 amino acids. Gene Ontology annotation, cellular component: intermediate filament. Gene Ontology annotation, biological process: positive regulation of intermediate filament depolymerization.